Messenger RNA from Penicillium griseofulvum, 1470 nucleotides. Its product is annotated as Transferase. NCBI's taxonomy places the organism in Eukaryota, Fungi, Ascomycota, Eurotiomycetes, Eurotiales, Aspergillaceae. The transcript has a single exon. Bases 1 to 1470 code for a protein of 489 amino acids. The record is from RefSeq and is a predicted model, not a curated record.
AUGGAACGUUCUUUGUCAUUUGAGCCAUACGUUCUAACCCCUUUGGACCACACCAUAAAGAACUUUUAUUUCUCUACCUUCGUAUCCUUCCCACUACGUGACCCCGAUGUCGCUGUUCCAGCACUGAAGGAUGGCGUGGAGAGGCUGAUAUAUGCCCUCCCAGCCCUAUCGGGUGUGAUGGCUUCUUCUUCCAGAUUGCCUGGCAAGCGCAACGUGAUCGAGAUACGUCCUUCUCCAGAAUCACUCGAAUGGAUCCCAAUGCUGCAAUUCAAAUACCACCGGGAUACCACCCUCGUUGCAACCUGUUCUCCUGGAUCUUCAGGGGUUUCCUAUUUCGAUGAGUCGUGGUCUUCUUUGCCGAUCGUUAUUCCAGCAGGCCGACCAAGCCCUGUUGCUCGGUUUCAGGCACACGUAUUCCCAGAUGGAAUCUUGCUUUGUCUGACACUCACCCACGCUGUUUUUGAUGGAAGUGGUCUUGGAACAAUUCUGAAGAUGCUGGCAACAUGCUGUAUACAUUUAACGACGCAUCUCCCACUUUCUCUGCCAACUUCCUACGCAAAGGAAGCAUCCUCGAGACAGAUCAUUCUUGACAGUGCACUUCCACCCUCUGCAUCGAAUAUAGAGGCCUAUAAACGGAUGUUUGAAUCUAACGACAUUAUCCCCGGCCUCGAGAAAGACGUCAGCUCCCGACGACUUUCGAUUCCAGCCUCCAAAAUCCAGGCUUUGCAUGAUGCGUGCAAUGCCGCUAGGCCUACCGACCAAGAACCCAUCCUUUCCAAGACUGAUGUCUUGACGGCAUUACUUGCCAUCUGUAUGAAUCGAGCUCGGAAAACCAAGACCAACGGCCUCCCCUCCUCACUUGCGGUGCCCGUGAAUUUGCGCAAAAAAUUCCACCCUAGUCUUUUGGAUAGCUACCUCGGAAACACCUUCAUCACACUCAUCGUCGAUAUCGAUCCUCCAGCGGUCCACUCAGCCCAAAGAUGCAGGACAACUCCCUUCCAUGCAGAUCUGAAUGAACUCAUGACCUUGUCUCUCCGGAUCCGAAAACAAUUGAUUCUUCUUGACCAGAAAGCUUAUACCGGAGGAUUAAUCUCUUACCUUCGAGAGCAAUCUGACUGGGGGGCAACCAGCGUGAGAUUUGCAGAUAUAACAGUGAGCAGUUUGAGAUACUUAGGGAUUAAUGGUCUUGACUUUGGCCCGGUGAUAGGCCGAGUCCAUACUUUUGAUUUACAGUCUGGAAUGUACCCUGGUAUCUGCGAUAUCUUGCCAAACCGUGCCAGUCACAUGGAUUAUACAGGAGGUAUGAAUAUAAGUGAAGCCCCUACGGAUGUUGCUAUUACGCUGGAAGGUUCCGCGUGGAGCGCCUUUAUGGAAGACAGGCUGAUGCUAUGGGCCUUGGAUGCUGGCUAUCAAGGGACGGGUGAAAGGGCUCCACGGGUAGCUACUACCGUUAGCCAGCCAAAGAUUUAG